Messenger RNA from Aspergillus versicolor CBS 583.65, 1121 nucleotides. RefSeq lists its product as uncharacterized. NCBI's taxonomy places the organism in Eukaryota, Fungi, Ascomycota, Eurotiomycetes, Eurotiales, Aspergillaceae. The record is from RefSeq and is a predicted model, not a curated record. The transcript has 3 exons. The coding region runs from base 258 to 1028 and encodes 256 amino acids.
CAUAAACAUGAAUCGGCCGCCAAAUCGACCUGGAGUCUCGAUGGCUCCCGUGUCUCGAGUCUCGACUCCAACCCGACCCUGGACGCGCCCGUUAGAGUAAUUCGCGCUUGCGGGUAUCAGACUUAGUCGACGAUCGGGCCUAGCAAAUUUACCGAUGGAGACAGAUGAAAUAAAAAUAAAACGGCGCGUAUAUCGCCCUGAGCUGCUGCUGCUCUAGUACUCUCAGAUCCAUACCCUUUCCCUCUAGAUACACCACCAUGGUGAACGGGGUCUAUGUGGCCAGUCUAACCCUGUAUAUGAUCCUCCUUCCACUCAGUAUAUACAACUUCUGGACUCAUCGCUGGGCUGGCUUGUUCGCCUGGUAUUAUCUCACCGCGUUCUGCAUACUACGAAUUGUCGCCGGUGCCCUCGGUACCUCUCAAGGGGAUAGUCUAGCUGCCAGCAUUCUCAUCGGUGUUGGGACGUCCCCAUUACUCCUCAGUGUCGAUGGCCUCGUGCACGAAGCUCGUUCCUACCGCAAUCCCAGCCAAAACCUCAGCAAAUGGCUCGGCUGGGGCUUCAUCUACAUCAUCACGGCUCUGAUGGCCGCCGCAAUCGCCCUCACAGCAACAGGCGCCAUGGAUGUCUACCAGGGCCACCACAAACAAACUAGUUUAUUCCAUUGGAAGGUCGGAUCGGCGCUGAUGAUCGUCGCAUGGGUGUUCGAGGUCGCCUGGGCUGGCUUCUCUUUACUACCAUCUCAGGCACGUAGAAACGCCCCGGCGUACUGGCAAGGGACUGUGAUUCUCGGCGGAACCCUCAUCGCCCUCUUCUUCCUCGGAAUCAGGGUAAUAUACGCCCAUGUUGCGGUUAUGACGCAACGGCAGGAGCUUAGCCCUGUGUAUGGGACGACCGCGGUGCGCCUGGUGCUCAUGUUCUUCCCUGAGGCGUUAACGACGAUUAUCAUUAUCUUCAUUGGGUUUGCGACGGGGCGGAGUCCGUCUAGUUCUAGGCCGAAUGCCAGUACUACUACCCGAAGAAGGAGAUAGGCUGGUAUAGCCCUUUCCUUCUUCUUUAAAUACUAGACUUAUAGAGCGAUACUAGAGAUUGAUGAUAUAGAAUUUAAAUGAUAUCAUGUGAUG